Molecule: messenger RNA, 751 nt
Organism: Carica papaya (papaya)
Lineage: Eukaryota; Viridiplantae; Streptophyta; Magnoliopsida; Brassicales; Caricaceae
Source: RefSeq, a predicted model, not a curated record
CUAGUUUUAUCAUUAAGUGAUACCAAAUUUAUUUUACUAUUUAAUAGCUUCUACCCCUACAAGUUUUAUUACUUUAUUCGACUUGUCUGUCUGAGUCCCGCCGACUUUCUCCAGAUAUACAUAUCUCUAGAAGGAGUUGAUCAGGAAAAGAUGGAGACAGAUUUCGAGCCAAUGUCAGUUGAUCUCAAAUUCCAUGAUGUCAAUGGCAAGAAUUACCGAUGUGCCAUACCAAAAUUGAACAAAGAAAUUGUACCCGAGAAAUGUAAGGUGCUAGUUAAGCCUACAAGGGUCGUUGUUACAUUGUUCAAAUCUUCUAAAGGGAACUGGUUAGACUUGCACUUCAAGGAGGAUAAGCUGAAACCAAAUCUUGAUGGUGACAGAGAUCCAAUGGCUGGAAUUAUGGACUUAAUGAAGAAUAUGUACGAGGAAGGGGAUGAUGAAAUGAAGAGAACAAUUGCAAAAGCAUGGACUGAUGCACGAUCCGGCAAAACAGCUGAUCCUCUGAAGGGAUACCGGUGAACUUAAAAUAACAAGGUUAAUUUUCACGAGAGUCCCUGGACAUGGUUCUUAUUUUGAACUUUCUAAAAUUCUUCUGCUCAUUGCUCCGGAUGAUAGUGAGGAUGGAGGGUUUCAUCUCUGAUUGUCUGUAGUUCUUCUUUUAAGUAAGAUCUGCAUAUUCUGUGGCUUAAAAUAGGCAGUGUGAAUUUGGUUGGUAGCUUGUUUCCUAAGAAAGGGUCUAUUAUGUUUUGGG